Molecule: messenger RNA, 381 nt
Organism: Pseudomassariella vexata
Lineage: Eukaryota; Fungi; Ascomycota; Sordariomycetes; Amphisphaeriales; Pseudomassariaceae
Exons: 2
Coding region: 1-381 (126 amino acids)
Source: RefSeq, a predicted model, not a curated record
AUGCCUACCUCAUUGGAUUCGGCGCGCCCGAUCAUGGCCCCCUCUGUUGCAAGCCCCCGAACCUCGGUCCGCUACAGCACAUAUAGUAUGGCGCCGUCGCUGACGGCAACGGUGCAGACGACGGACUCGGCCCAGGCCGAGAUUCGGGACAUUGAGAGCGGACUCGCGCGUAUGGAGAACAAGGCGCUCUCGGAACAGCGGGUGGAGCUGUCCGAAGAAAAGACGGCCAACAUGAGCAAGCUGGCCCUCGGCGCCAAACUCGACCGCGCGCUCGACCGGAGAAUGUCGGGCCAGGACGCCGUUAUGCGGCCACGGAAGAGGGAAAACUUGGGGCCACAGCAGCCGCCCGCCGCGGUGCUGAGCGAGAAGGUCAAGGCUUAG